Messenger RNA from Lagopus muta (rock ptarmigan), 6390 nucleotides. It is a transcript of the gene PHF14, whose product is annotated as PHD finger protein 14. Gene Ontology annotation, biological process: regulation of transcription by RNA polymerase II. The record is from RefSeq and is a predicted model, not a curated record. The coding region runs from base 236 to 3052 and encodes 938 amino acids. The transcript has 20 exons. NCBI's taxonomy places the organism in Eukaryota, Metazoa, Chordata, Aves, Galliformes, Phasianidae.
CUCCUCCUCGCCUUCACCUCGCUACGCGCAGGCGCAGCGCCUUCGCACAUGCGCCGUUGGGUCGGCGACGGGCGGGCGAGGGUCUGCAUCCGGGUCGCCGUCGUGCCGCCGCCGUGCCCAUUGUCUGGGGAGGGGGUCCGAGGCUCAGCGGUCCGCGCCCGAGGGGCUGAGGCGGCGCCGCGCUGCCGCCGCCUGGACACGUUCCCAGUCGCCGCCGCUCACCUGCGUAGCCUUUAUGGACCGCAGCUCGAAGAGGAGACAAGUGAAGCCUCUGGCGGCUUCCCUGCUGGAAGCUUUAGAUUAUGAUAGCUCUGAUGACAGUGAUUUUAAAGUUGGAGAUGCUUCAGAUUCUGAAGGAAGUGGUCAUGGAAGUGAAGAUGCAUCAAAGGACAGUGGAGAAGGUUCCUGUACUGAAUCAGAAGAAAAUAUCUUGGAGGAGGAACCAGCAGAAGAGAAAGUAGAAGAGCAACAGCCAAAGAGCUCUGCUGAAGAAGUGCCAACAGCAGACAAAGAGAUAAUUAAGACUGAAAAGAAAGAGCAAGAAGAUGAAGAAGAGAAGCCGAAAAAGAAGAAAGAAAAAGAGAAAGCAGCUGAAACUGAUCCUGUGGCUGAUGAACAAGCAAGUGAACCAAAAAAAUGGAAUUUGCGCAGGAACCGGCCAUUACUGGAUUUUGUGUCAAUGGAAGAACUAAAUGAUAUGGAUGAUUAUGAUAGUGAAGAUGACAACGACUGGCGGCCUACUCCUGAGAAGAAAAAAGGGAAAAAUGCACUGCGAAAAGAAGGGAGUGAUGGAGAUAAUGAGGAUGAUGAAGAUGAUGGGAGUGGAAGUGAUGAGGAUGACAAUGAUGAGGAAGGUAACGAAGAAGAUAAUAGCAGCACAGCUAGUGAUGGAGGAUCCAAGAAGAAGAAGAGUAAAGUUCUUAACAGAAAUAAUGCAGAUGAUGAGGAACUGACAAAUGAUAGCCUGGCUCUUUCACAAAGCAAGAGUAAUGAGGACUCCUUGAUCCUUGAGAAGUCCCAAAAUUGGAGUUCCCAGAAAAUGGACCAUAUUUUGAUUUGUUGCGUUUGUCUUGGAGAUAACAGUGAAGAUGCUGAUGAAAUAAUCCAAUGUGACAACUGUGGAAUAACAGUGCAUGAAGGUUGCUAUGGUGUUGAUGGAGAGAGUGAUUCUAUCAUGAGCUCAGCUUCAGAAAAUUCCACUGAACCCUGGUUCUGUGAUGCAUGCAAAUGUGGUGUCACACCUAGUUGUGAACUAUGUCCUAACCAAGAUGGGAUCUUCAAGGAGACAGAUGCAGGCAGGUGGGUCCAUAUUGUUUGUGCCCUCUAUGUUCCAGGAGUGGCAUUUGGAGAUAUUGACAAAUUGCGACCAGUAACACUUACAGAAAUGAAUUAUUCAAAGUAUGGUGCCAAGGAAUGCAGUUUUUGUGAAGAUCCUCGUUUUGCCAGAACUGGAGUAUGCAUCAGUUGUGAUGCUGGGAUGUGCAGAGCUUAUUUCCAUGUGACCUGUGCUCAGAAGGAAGGCCUGCUCUCAGAAGCAGCGGCAGAAGAGGAUAUAGCUGAUCCUUUUUUUGCUUAUUGUAAACAGCAUGCGGACAGGUUAGACAGAAAAUGGAAACGGAAAAACUACUUGGCAUUACAGUCUUACUGUAAAAUGUCCUUGCAAGAAAGAGAAAAGCAGCUCUCGCCAGAAGCUCAGGCUCGAAUCAAUGCCAGACUACAGCAGUAUCGUGCCAAGGCAGAGCUGGCUCGUACCACCAGGCCACAGGCCUGGGUUCCCAGGGAGAAGCUACCACGACCACUCACUAGCAGUGCUUCAGCCAUUCGCAAGCUUAUGCGCAAAGCUGAAUUAAUGGGAAUUAGUACAGACAUUUUUCCAGUUGAUACUUCAGAUACUAGUUCCAGUGUUGAUGGAAGAAGAAAACAUAAACAACCAGCCCUCACUGCUGAUUUUGUCAAUUACUACCUUGAGAGAAAUAUGCGCAUGAUUCAAAUCCAGGAGAAUAUGGCUGAGCAGAGGAAUAUCAAGGACAAAUUAGAAAAUGAGCAAGAAAAGCUUCAUGUGGAGUAUAAUAAGCUUUGUGAAUCUUUGGAAGAGCUACAAAAUAUGAAUGGAAAACUACGAAAUGAAGGGCAAGGCAUUUGGGCUCUGCUGGGUAGAAUCAUUGGACAGAAAUUGAACAUACCUGCAAUUUUACGUGCUCCUAAGGAAAGAAAACCAAGUAAAAAGGAAGGGGGAACACAAAAGACAUCUACGCUCCCAGCUGUACUUUAUAGUUGUGGAAUUUGCAAGAAGAAUCAUGAUCAGCACCUACUAUUACUGUGUGACACUUGUAAACUCCAUUAUCACCUUGGUUGUCUGGAUCCACCUCUUACAAGGAUGCCCAGGAAGACCAAGAACAGUUACUGGCAGUGCUCAGAGUGUGACCAGGCAGGUAGCAGUGACAUGGAAGCUGAUAUUGCCAUGGAAACCUUACCAGAUGGGACCAAAAGAUCACGUAGGCAGAUUAAGGAACCAGUGAAAUUUGUUCCUCAGGAUGUGCCACCAGAACCGAAGAAAAUUCCAAUCAGAAAUACGAGAACUAGAGGACGAAAACGAAGCUUUGUGCCAGAUGAAGAAAAACCUGAGGAACGGAUUCCCAGAGAAAGAAGACAGCGGCAAUCUGUUCUGCAAAAGAAGCCCAAAUCAGAGGACUUAAGAACUGAAUGUGCUACGUGCAAAGGGACUGGAGACAAUGAAAAUCUAGUCAGAUGCGAUGAAUGCAGACUCUGUUACCAUUUUGGCUGUUUAGACCCUCCCUUGAAAAAGUCUCCAAAGCAAACUGGCUACGGAUGGAUCUGUCAGGAAUGUGACUCUACAUCUUCCAAAGACUCCGAGCCGUCAAAUGAGGUGGUCUCAGAGGCCCCAGGUAAUGUGGUACCCUCUACCUCAAGAAGUAGCUCUGAAGAGCUGAUAUCGGUGGCACAGAAACAUCCAGAAGAGGAAACCUUGAGAGGGGAGAACCAGUAUGCUGAAUUCCCAAAUUCAGAACUCACUGUGAAACAACCCAUCUAAGUUACAUGUGGGAAGAUGAAAAUGAAGCUGAGGCUGAAAAUCCAUCUCAGGAACUGAAUUUGGAACAGAAAAAAUCAAAAAAAUAGGGGAUUGCUGUUCUUGUUUUAAAUAUUUGCAAGUUGUGUAACAGUGAUUAUAGUUUCUCAUUGUAAAAUUAACAACAAAAUUCUCAAUAAAGUCACUGAAAUUUAAAUUCAUUCUACACUGGGAAAUUAAUUAUGAAGCUCCUGGUGAUAUUUGUGAUUAUAUUCAAAGCUGAAUUAUCAAAACUGAGCACCAGACCAGUGAAUUCUAAAAGCUUUUUGAACAUGGUGUAGAAAGCUGAUGGAUUAUUCAUCACUAAAAACACUUCGUAAGCAAACAGUACAUUAUUAUUAUUAUUAUUAUUUUUAAUUCUACCAAGCAAUGUUAUCCUUAAAGGAUAGUUAUAAGUCAGACACAUUUUGGUAUUUCUGAGCAAGAGCUUUGAUACUGAAAAGUGAGAUGUAUGUUAUGUUCUUAAAUUCUGAAAUUUCUUCUGAACAGUGGUUAAAAUAAGUGUUGUUGGGGAUUGGGUGAAAGCAAAGAUUUUGUGGUUUAUAGUGUGUUUUCACAUAUAAUUAGUUUUACAUGUUUAUGCCUUCCAUGAUUUCAAAGUUUUUCAUAUUGUAUCAUCAUUUUCCUCCUUGUAAAACCUUUCCAUCUUCACAUGAUCUUUGUCUUUUAAUGAAUGCCAGUUUUUUGUCUUGAUUGGGCCAUCCCACACAGUUCUGAUUCCUUUGUAACAAUAUUUGCAUUUAAAUAGCAUAAAAUAACUUCUUCCUGCAUCAUCAGAUCUUAAGUGAAUACUGAAAAUCUAAAAUAAUAAAAAAGAAUUCUUCCUAAAAAAAUCUUUUUUAUUUACUUCUGCUUUUAACUCUGUAUAGGUUACUUAAGUGGGAACGUUAGCACAAGAAACUCAGAUGUAGGUUUAUAGCUUGAUACUUUCACUUGUUGCAAUGAAGAGAACAAGAAUAUUAUUCCGUUUCAGAAUUGAAGCUGCAUUUGCUCAAGUCCCUUAAGGGAAUUUUAUCUUGCUCUAGGAGAAUUGCAUCUUCUUCUACUGCAGAUGUUUAUGUCUUUUUCCCAGUCUUCCAUAUUAUUACUGUUGUUUCUGUAUAUUUACUGGUAAAUCAGAUUGGAAAUAGUAUCAAUUUCAAUUUUCUUGCUUCUGUGUAAACUAUAGUUUUAUAGUUAAAAGGAACAUACCUAUGCUCAAGCAAUAUCUUUUAUAAAUUCUUUUCUGAUUCAUGAGCUUCAAUUAUAUGUCUCUUCAAAAAAUUUCAAAUUUGGGUUUAUCCACCCAAAUUAUCAUACAAAAUUAGCAAAUAUGGUCUCAAUCAUGCAAAAUGGUCUAUUUUUGUUCAUUUCAUGGCAGCAGUUUUCUCUAGGCUAUAUGGCAGCCUGAGACUGUAUGGAAGGUUAAAAUGAAAAAGGUAGAUAUUUGCUUUUCAAUAUUUUUAUGAAAAUACAUUACUUGAUCCUCAAACACCUGAAUGAGAAAGACAGUACAGAUGUUGAGAAAUAGAGAAAAGUUCCAUUUGUUGUAUAAUGCUGUAGAGCUUAAAAGAAGUAUUACUGUAUCUUUCCUACAUUCUUAAAUAUUUUACAUGAAAGAGCAAUCACUUAAAUCAUACUUCUACAAAAAUCCAGCUUAUGUCACCAAAAGUCUACGUUCAGGCUGAUAAAUAGAAAUUUGUCCCCUUAGGCUAAGUUAUUUAAUUCAGACAGUUGUAAAAUGCCAAAAAACAGAGUUUUCAACUGUAAAAUAAUAAUAAUCAGCACUGUUAUCAUAAUCAUACUGUUACUACAUGACGACAAUCGGUAUUGUGCCUCAGAAGAACUAAGUUGAAAAGCCACUGCAGAAUAUUGUGCCUUUUAUUAAAGGUAUGUCCAUGCUGUGUUCAGAAGCCAACUUGGACACCGAAAGCAGUCUUAUCUCCUGUAGAAUGAAGCUCAAAGCAUAUCAGAAUAUGUUCAAAGGCUUAGAGAGAUGAGAUGAGCAAAAGUUUACACAGCUUUAAUUAAACUGACUACAGCCAUUUAUAUGGAGCAGUACAUUCCUUAAAUGUAAACAUACACUGUCACACAUAUGUACUUGUGCCCGAGUAGCCAGCUUUAAUAUUUUAUUUUAUUCUUCCUCCUACCGUGCUGUCCUUGAAUAAUAAAAGCUGCUCUGAGAGUCUAGAUUAAGAGCUAUUUUUUUUCCAUUCCAUCCCUGUCAAGAAUGACAGUGAUGAUGGUCCCCAGUUGGGAAACUCAGUUUUCUCGUUUACCCCAGUAAUAGCUAUUUUAGGGUGGCUUAGGGGAUAAUCAUGUUUUUCAUGCUUGAGGAGAAACUGUCAUUUUCCCCAUAUUAAAGCCAAUUUACCACUUUUUGUACAGUUCAUGAUGGAUUGCUGUUGGUUUUUUAUUCAUUGCUCCAUGUUUGCUUUUUCUCUCCUGUGGAAUGCCAGUUGCCUAUCUGGGAUUUUGUGAGACUCCAACACUGUUUUGUUCUAUUACACACAACCACUUCACUCUCAGACGUGAGCAAAUUUGUUUAUUACUACAAUUUUUGUUUUUGGAAAGGAUUUCUGACUUUUCAGCUCCCUGGUAGGCCUGCCCACUCCGAUCCAGGGCAAGCACUAGGAGGUGUGGGACCUCAUGGCAGUCACACGCAAAACAACCUUUCUAAUUUGUAACAGUGUGUGUUAGGUUGUGUCAUGGAUACAUAUGCAGAAGGUUGCUAGUAUUUAAAAUAUAUUUCCUUAAUAUAAUACUCCAUUGCUCUUGUCACACAAGCAGGAUUUUCAUUCCAAACGCUACACAUUUGGCAUUAGCUACAAAAACAAAGCUGUUUUUGACACAGAUGCUAUUCAUCUGAAAUAACAGAAUCUUAAAUGUUGUGCAGUUAUAAGGAUACCCCAUAAAAGGAAAUCUAUUUCUACUAUAUGUGUGUCUUCUUACUGGUUAAAAUGAGGAUUCACAGUAUUAUUGGUAUUUUGUUAAUGAAAUAUUGAAAUCUACUACUACACUGGGUUUGUGGUGUUCUUUUAUGGUUUUUCUCCUGAACAGAACUGAUCACAGUGCAUUACAGGCAUGAAAUGUGAUAUACAAGAGCUAAUCCAAGCACAAUAUUUGUUUUCUGCUCAUUAGAGAGCAUUGUCAUACUUCUACGCUAAGAAAAUGAUUUAAAUAUGAUUAUUCAUUCUCAGGAGAAUCAGUGUUUAUGCAGUGAGAAUUUUUAAAGCAAAAUAGAAUACACUGAAAUAAAAUUGUAUCACUUUACUACUUCUUACUUAUUGCAGUCCCAUAAGCCUUCUACCGCUGGGUUGGUU